GCCUGCCAAAGGGAGCCCGUUCCUGUGCGUGCGAGCCGGGCGCCCCGCGCGUGGCCACCGCGCACCGCCCCGGCCGCCGCGGGAGAGCGCGGGCAGCGCGGCUCGGCGGCGGGCGGCGCAGCCCUGCCCUCGGGACACCCUCGGCCUCCGGCCGGACGCCGCUCUCCGCCCCGAGGCGGGCCCGGGGCGGCUGCGACCGGGGACGGCGGCGGGGAGGGAGGACGCCCUUCGGCGCCGUGGAUGUUCCGCCCGCGGAAGACAGCAAGUUGUGCGCGCGCCGCGGCCGCCGCCCGCCGCCCGCCCGCCGCGAAACCAUCAUCUCGACUCCAGAGGAUGAGAAGUUGAUGGCCAGUAAGCCUGAAGAUUCACUCUGUUGCUAGACAGCCCCCCGUUACAGACCGUGGAUUGCCUGCCAUACCCUGGUGGCUUCACGUCUCCACUCACCCCUGCGGUGCCAGAGUAGUUAUUUUGGGUCCUCAGGGCCCUACCUGUUGGAAGAUGGCAUCCAGCCUGACUUGUACCGGGGUGAUCUGGGCUUUGCUCUCCUUUCUUUGUGCUGCCACCUCCUGUGUGGGGUUCUUUAUGCCUUAUUGGCUCUGGGGGUCACAGCUGGGCAAGCCUGUGUCCUUCGGUACUUUCCGGAGAUGCUCCUAUCCUGUGCAUGACGAGAGCCGGCAGAUGAUGGUGAUGGUGGAGGAAUGCGGGCGCUAUGCCUCCUUCCAGGGCAUCCCCAGUGCAGAAUGGAGGAUCUGUACCGUCGUGACAGGCCUGGGCUGCGGUCUCCUCCUCUUGGUGGCUCUCACUGCCCUCAUGGGCUGCUGCGUGUCGGAGCUCAUCUCCAGGACAGUGGGAAGAGUGGCUGGAGGAAUCCAGUUUCUGGGAGGCUUGUUGAUCGGUGCUGGCUGUGCCCUCUACCCCUUGGGCUGGGACAGUGAGGAAGUCCGGCAGACUUGUGGCUACGUUUCUGGCCAGUUUGACCUGGGCAACUGUGAGAUCGGCUGGGCGUACUAUUGCACGGGAGCGGGUGCUGCCACCGCCAUGCUGUUGUGCACGUGGCUGGCUUGCUUCUCAGGCAAGAAACAGAAGCAGUAUCCCUACUGAGAUGGAGCCACCAAGAGCACACAGAGGAGGUGACAGGCCGAAGGGGCCCGGAGAGACCGAAAUGUCCAGCUACUUUGGAAAGGUGGAAUAGUGGUUCUCAUCCACACAGUGCUCAUGAAACGAAACCCAUUGGGAUGAUAACCAUUGUAUAAUGUCAAAGCGUCACGCAAGAUUUGCAAAAGAAAUGGAGAACGUGGAAGAACAGAGAAAAAUGGACCAAAGGCUAAAACUAUUGCAGGGUGUUGGAUGUUUCUGUUCCACAGAGUAUUGUUAAUGUAGAACACAUACACACACAAAACAAAUCUAUAUAUGCAAACAAGAGUUUUCGUUUUUGUGUGUGUGUGUGUGUGUGUUUUUAAGAUGAGGACUCAGAGAAUCAAAAGGGCUAGUAGAAACAGUAUUACGUUGGGAAUCAGGAGAACCCACAGUUCCCUGUAGGUCAUGGCGCUUCUGAAAGCACACACAGGCAUACACAUCCACACACACCCCCACACACCCCCACACCCAAACACAGACAUUGUGGCACAGGCUGUAUGGGAGGCUCAGCGUUGCAUUACUCCUCUGUUUUCUUUUUAUUACACACUUAAAAUACAGUAUUAUCACUUUAUAAAGCAUACAUUAAACCUAAUAAAUGGACCAGUAAGCCACUCUAUCAGUAUUUUGUAUAUCCUGCAUAAACUCUUCAUGCCCUCAACCUGUUUUCAGUGUUUAUAAAGACCUUUAGAGUUAAGCCUUUGUAUUUCAAUAUUAUUCAAAAAUAUGCAAGAUUUCUUUGUCUGAGAAGCUUCUGCUGUGAUAUUCUUAUGAACUAAAGGGGCAACUUCCUAUCCACUAUAGGAGAGAAUUCGGUUGAAGGUGUGAACGUAAUGAGAGACAUUUUCCAGUCAUUAGAUCUUGUUUUCUUUUGUCCAUUAUUGUACUGUGCUGUACCACAUUUAUUUCAAUAUUCAUUUUGUAUAAAAAAAAAAUUUUAAAGUGCUAUUUUGUUUGUAUUUGAAAAACUCUGUGAAUAAAUUCUCUUUGAUCAAUAGUUAAA
This is a messenger RNA of Hyaena hyaena (striped hyena), 2137 nucleotides long. RefSeq names its product LHFPL tetraspan subfamily member 6 (gene LHFPL6). The transcript has 4 exons. The record is from RefSeq and is a predicted model, not a curated record. Bases 499 to 1101 code for a protein of 200 amino acids. Lineage: Eukaryota; Metazoa; Chordata; Mammalia; Carnivora; Hyaenidae. Gene Ontology annotation, cellular component: membrane.